This is a messenger RNA of Arabidopsis lyrata subsp. lyrata, 1439 nucleotides long. Its product is annotated as jacalin-related lectin 20. Lineage: Eukaryota; Viridiplantae; Streptophyta; Magnoliopsida; Brassicales; Brassicaceae. The record is from RefSeq and is a predicted model, not a curated record. Gene Ontology annotation, molecular function: carbohydrate binding.
ACAAAAUAACAUCUCUUUUAUUGAAUAAUGAUUUGAAACAGUUCACGAUGGCCCAAAAGUUGGAAGCAAAAGGUGGAAGUGGAGGGAAUCAAUGGGAUGAUGGAGCCGACCAUGAAAAUGUAACAAAGAUACAUGUACGAGGUGGUCUUGAAGGAAGUCAAUUCAUCAAGUUUGAGUAUGUCAAAGCUGGGAAAACGGCCUAUUCCCCCCUGAACUAAGUUGCUUUAUCGCUUCCAUACACAGAACUUUCUUCUUUUGAGAUUAAUCAUCUCAAUGACGAACAUCUGGUGUCGGUAAAGGGUUGCUAUGAUAACAUAUCUGGUGUGAUUCAAGCACUUCAAUUCGAAACCAAUCAGAGAAGUUCUGAAGUCAUGGGAUACGAUGACAAUGGCAAUAACUUUACACUUGAAGUCAGUGGAAACAAAAUCACUGGGUUCCAUGGAUCUGCUGAGGCAAACCUAAAAUCUCUUGGAGCUUAUUUCACACCACUUGCUCCUAUUAAACUGGAAUACCAAGGCAGUACUACUGGAGGCAGGCCAUGGGACCAUGGUAUUUACACCGGCGUAAGAAAAGUCUAUGUUACAUAUAGUCCCUCUGGGAUAUCGCAUAUCAAGGUCGACUACGACAAAAACGGAGAAGUGGAAACGCGUCAAGACGGGGAUAUGUUAGGAGAAAAUAGGGUCCUAGGACAACAAAACGAGUUUGUAGUUGACUAUCCAUAUGAAUAUGUUACAUCAAUCGAGGGGACCGGUGACAUAGGAUCUGGCAGUUCAAACCGAGUUAGGUCGUUGAGUUUCAAGACAUCAAAAGACAGAACAUCUCCUACAUAUGGACAUAAGGGUGAGCGAACUUUCGUGUUUGAGAGCAGAGGUAGGGCUCUUGUCGGGUGAAACAUUCGUGGCCGGCCCUGGCUCCAUGGAAGGGGUGGUUUUGCUAUUGAUGCUAUAGGUGCACAUUUUGCUGCGCCUCCUAUUCCUCCUCCUCCUCCCACGGAGAAACUACAAGGACCAGGUGGUGACAGAGGAGAAUCAUGGGACGAUGGAGCUUUCGACGGUGUGAGAAAGAUAUACGUGGGACAAGGUGAAAAUGGUAUUGCAUCUGUCAAGUUUGUGUAUGACAAGAACAACCGGUUGGUACUAGGAGAAGAGCAUGGAAAGCAGACUUUGCUUGGAUACGAAGAGUUCGAGUUGGAGUAUCCGAGUGAAUACAUCACAACAGUGGAGGGAUAUUAUGAUAAAGUAUUUGGAAGUGAAUCUUCAGUAGUAGUCAUGCUUAAGUUCAAGAGUAAGACCAAUAAACGAACCUCGCCGCCUUUUGGAAUGGAUGCUGGCGUUAGCUUCAUACUCGGGAAGGAAGGUCACAAAGUGGUAGGGUUCCAUGGAAAAUCUAGUCCCGAGCUCUAUCAGAUUGGGGUCAGUGUCGCACCAAUCACCAAGUGA